GUUGCCACGCUCAUGCGUGCUAAUAGAUACUUGACACUUUAUCCCGGAGGGCCUCAUACCUCAGGAUCCAGAGAUGUAAGCCCGGUCUCAAUAUGGCUCAUUAACACAGUCCAACUUACACCCACGAUUAGCCUGAGUCAGGCCUAUGUGCACCUGAUCUAUUUACCCGACAACGAUGUCGGAUAACAAAAUGGGAUCCUCAGCUUCAGGUAGAGCGAGAAACUUAUCAUGAUGGCGCAUACCAGACCAACGCAGGCAGCUUGUUCAAGAUGCUGCUUCAAGCACUGAUUCUUGGCAUCGCUGCCCUCGAGCACAUCCACGGCCUUCCAACUUCAGCCAGCCAACCUGUGGGAGCCCGUCAGUACUAUCCGGAUCCCGACGACCCAUCUCUUCCCCCGUCUCCUGAAGAUUGCCUCAGGCUAUCCUUCAGCGAGCCAGCGUGGUCCAUCUACGAUCCCGCACUGCUGUCAGUGAAUGUCUCAGAUGGAGGCACUCAAGGCGAUAUUCGCUUCUACACCAGAAACGUCGCUACUGGCCAACAUGCAGAUUGCAGAGUGACCAAUAUCGAACUCAACCCAAAGGGCGCCCAGUUGGAAACUUGGUACAACUGCAAUGUCACAGACUUGCAAUUUCAGUUUCUUCUCGAUGACUUUCAGGUGAGACUGAGGGGUGGAUGGAAGUGCGCUGACUCUGACCUGAGUUUCCACGGACAUGGUGUCUGGGAAGAACCUGUCGUUCAAGGUUGUCUGGAAGAGUGGAAUACACCUCGUGGCCAAGAGACGCUUUGCAUCAUGGGAGGAUCAUAUGUCGCUGCCACGCUGACUAGUCCGAUGGAUCUACAACCUCAAUGGCCCCUGCUUCCCUACACACCUUUUGAGAGGGCGUGGAGAUGCGUCGAUCGCUCAUGGGAUCCCGAGUUUACUGUCCACAGCUUGGAAUACCAGCAUCACGAGGGUUCAUACGAGUUUACUCUGGAUCUUGAGAAUCAUUCCAGCGGCGAAAGGACAGUCUGCAAAUCCGAGAUACUUGAGGAGAGGGGCCUACCUACCGAUGGCUCAACACCGUGGGUAAAGUGUUUGGCUGAGAAUGCCACGCUCGACGUUCUGCUGGACAGGACGUAUGAUAUCCUGGGGAUUCGCCAGGAGUGGAAGUGUAGUGACAAUGUCAAGGAUAUUGAGCCAGAAGAAUAUCGUGCCACGGGAUUGAUUCAGGCACGCCUUGAUUGUGCCAAACCGACAGACAAAAAACACAAAGACUAUACUUGUACCCUACCUGCCGCAUCACCAUUGACAUUUACUGGAUAUCCUGCCAUCGACAAAACCGUGCUCCCGCCUUUCCCUCACACUUUCUACAACAGAAGUUGCACAAUCAACUCCAUCAGCAACACCCACACUCUUACCUUGAACGAGUACAAGAUUGAAACGGCUGAUGACGGAAAACUCGAGGGGACUUUCAGUUUCUAUAAUCCUGGGCCCGGAGAAACGUGGAGCCUGUCCCAGAUUCCUGUGCUCAACGAUGCAACUUGGCAUGAGUGCACUCCUGGGAAGGGAACAGAACUGCCUUGGCAAUUGGCCAGAUGCAGUUAUGCACUUUCUUUGCACGAAAAGUCGCCCGAAAUCCGCUUUGAUCUGGCAUGGUACUGUGAUGAUCGCGAUCCAAGUAAUGCCAUCUUGUUCGAAGCCAGCGCUCAAGCAGACUUAACUGGGAAAACUGCCUGCCAGGGCGGAAUUUGCCAGUUCCCCUCAGGGAUAACAGAGGUGGCACUCCAAGUUACUAAUUUGACGUGGGAAACCGGGCAUGGAGUCAUGCAGAAGGGCCCAAUCUUACCUUGGGUAUAGCGCGGAUAGUCCGACGAUUGCAAAAGAUAGGAGACCUUGACAGAAAAGGAGAAGCGGCUGUGGCCUAUUCCAUAUUUGAGCAACAAUAGAAUCAAGCUUCGACGUGAUUGGGACUCCUUCCCACUUGGAAAAGCAGCUGGGUCCAGACAGACUGAUGGUAGGACCGGGUGAGCCAACUGCCGAAGCUGACAGAGCUCGACAAGAUUUUCUCCAAAUCCCCACAUGUUUGAUUGACGAACCAAGGGGCGGGCUCCUCGUGGGUAUGCAGCCGGGUUAUUCUUGAGAGACCACUGAACCAAAUCUUUAUGCGUAUCGGUUGGGGGGUUGGGGUCACACGGCUAGGUAGGUACCUAUCAUUGCAAAAAUUGGG
Molecule: messenger RNA, 2208 nt
Organism: Podospora bellae-mahoneyi
Lineage: Eukaryota; Fungi; Ascomycota; Sordariomycetes; Sordariales; Podosporaceae
Exons: 4
Coding region: 270-1838 (522 amino acids)
Source: RefSeq, a predicted model, not a curated record